AUGCUCAGAAACGUUCGGGCCGCAUCCGGUUUGCGUUACCGAGGUCUGACUAGUGAGUGCGAUCCGCUUUUUAUUUAGGGAUUGCACUACUGUCUGCUUUUUAAAUCCAUUCGAACACCAACUUCAGCGUUCUUCGACCUCGUGUCUCAGAACGUUUGAGGUAAGUUCUUUCUCAAAGAAUAAAUAUCCCUUAACCCGACUUUUAAUUUUUGAAGUUUGCAGAUAUUCCACCGUGGACUUGAUCUCUUGAAAUAUACUGGACUCGGUUGCAACCCAACCGGUUGUUCAUGAUAAAUUCGUUCUAAGAUUGGUCAGUCACACAUUCUUUUUCCUUGCAAUGAAAAGAAAAAAACAGUCUUGUUUACGCUAAGUUGAAAAAAUUAUCUAUUUCUAGGUGAAAGUGAAUUCAAAAUGUUAUGAUUCGGACAACCACCCAAUAUUAUGGACUAUAUCGCAGCGAGAGUAACGCUAUAUCGCGGAAGAUCAGCGAGCGAUAUCGCUCGUCUCUCCUGCGGCCAACGUCUUGCGCUUCAUCGCUGUCUGAUUUGAUCCACUUCAUCAUAAAAGUUAAAAAUGAAGCAAAAAUGUUAAUUUCAAAGUUAUGAGAGGAAGCGAUGUGGCAGCGAGUCUUUGACGAAGUCGCAGCGAUAUGUUGACGAGAUCGCAGAAAGAAGCCUUGGCUAUAUAAUAUUGCCUGCGACCCGCAAUCCUGUGAUGGUUUUUUUUUAAAAGCCUAGAUUUUUAACUAAAUUGUUUUCAGAAAAGUUACUAACUCGAAAAUGACGACCUUCUUAAAAGAUCUCGACUUUUUUUGAAUUUGAACGAAAAAAAUAAGCCCAGAAAGAGAGUAAUUUGAAAAAGUUAAAAACCUCAUCAAAAUUCAAAUAAUCUAUAAAAACUUUUCAUGAAAAUAACAAGACCCGCAACCCCAAAAAAAUUUCAAUCAAGAUUUAUUCGACUCGUAUAUACAUCCAAUAAAAAUAUGAUGAUAUUUAUUGUUCGCUGACAGGCAAAAUUUUGUGGCGUGCGGGUAGAAAAACGAAAAGUUAUAUUUGCCUCCACUUCUCCACUUUCAUUUUUUUUAAAGACUGUUUUAAGUCGAAUCGAAUUUUUUUUCAAUAUUGACUCUAAAAGUACAAGUGACUAAGCAUUUUUAAUUGAACCGUUUGACUCUCAAUGAAAAAGGGGAACUUUGGCACUUUUAACUUUUAAUUCAAAUCAUUUUUUACACCCCAGGCAUCUUUAAAUCUCUCACUUUCCAUUUUUCGCUUUUUUUUUCUCUACUUUCAAGUCUCUAAGAACUGUUUUGUUUAAUCAGGCGGAGACUAAGCGGAAAGCUCACGAAACAUUUUUUGACAUAAAACAAGAAGGAAGAACUAAAGAUUAGAAUCUCUUCAAACCGCUUUUUAGCUUGAAUUGCCCUCGUGAAUUUUUCGAGUAUCCAGUUUUUUCUUUUUUCCAAUCUUCAAAAAUCUAAUUUUAAUGACCGAUAUUAACCGCGGUUUGUAGAUCAAAAAAGGUGUUGACACGGGUUGACCUGGCUCCGAUGCGAGCCCGUGGCAAGUCGGUCGCAGAUAAUUCCUUGUCGGCCAACAACAAACGCUGUUUACCUCAUUGAUCUAGUUAGCACCUAUUAUAUCAUCUUCGGCGACUUUUGUAGGCGUCUUUUAAAUAGUGGUCCGAACCAGAACUACCUUCAAGGGUUUUCGACAUUUACUCAGCUAACUAGGGUAAGGUUGGUCAUUACGAGUAAUCAGAAACAGAAAUAAGAACUAAACCGCAAUCGAGCGCCUUCGGCGAGCAACUAGCGGCGGGGCUAGGUGGUCAUGGUUUGCACCAUUUUUACCGACUGUUUUUUUUCCUGGCAAUUUUUUCAAAUAUUUCCAUAAAAAAUUUUUAAAAAAACAGUUUUCCAUCAAACUUCUAAUGUCAAUUUUUUGAAUCUGGAAAAAAUAGUUGCGAAUUCCGUUGGAAAAUGUUAAUGAACAUGUCCAGAACGAUAGAACAAGAUUGUUAGAUUAAGCAGAAAAACAACGGUUGUUGUACAAACAUAUGUAAAAUUUGUUAAAACGAAUUUAUUGCUAUGGCAAUUAAAGAAGACUGAAACAGUCCCCAGGCGAACAGUUCUCUAUGGUAUUUCAGACUUCAGUGCCUAAAAAAGGAACAAGGUUUUUGAAUAAUAGAUGUUUCAGUUGAUAUCGAACAACUGAGAGCUGAGAAAAAUUUUCAGUCGAGUGUUGGUCUUGCGACAUUGAGUCAGAAACACGGUGGAGGCUACUGUAGGAUGUCGGCGGGAAAUCGGACGAACAGUUGGCGACGUGCCGCCGAUGAUGGAUGACAAAGGGGCCGCUCAAAGCAUGUUGUGCAAGCUUAUUGUGCUCCAUUGCACAACCCAGGGGUCCUCGGACGGCCUUUUGCGGUUUCGCUUGUAUCCAAGGACAACUUCUCGAGUUGAUGGUGUACUUGCACAAAAGAAAAAGUUGUUUUUGACACUAAAAUUGAGUCGAAAAUUUGAAGAACUUCCUUUCAGCUUCAAUUUUUGUUUUUGGAAUAGUUCUUAUUAAUAUUUAUAGUUCUUAUUAAUAUAAAUAAAACUUCUGUGUAAUUUAAAGAAUCAAGACUUUCAAACGAAAAAAACGCUCUCUUUACUUCGAGAAGCUCGUUUCUGGUUAAAUUGGACCUUAUUGUAUGAACAGUAAAGAAUAUGGUUUUGGAACGUUCAAUACUUUUUUUCUCAUUAAAAAUUAAUAACUAGAAAGGUCACAGUUGGAAGCGAUCUUUAACGAGGUGAACAAAAAAAGCCUACAUGAAACUCCAAUAUUUGAGGAAAAAGUGCCAAAAUAAUCGAUUUCAAAAAGGUUUGUAGAAGGUUCAGACUGGUUUUACACCUUUUAGGUUUAGGUUUUUCACAGAUAUGUCCGACUUUCACCGGUUUGAAGCAGUCUCUGUAUUUUUUCCUCUCGCUGGUGCAAUAAUAGAGAAAUGAAAAUAGUUCGUGAAAACGAGAAAUUUGCCUAAAAAAGAGGGCGCAGAGAUAUCAAUCAUCAAUCGAACAUUUCAUAAAAUUUUCAAAACGUGAAAACAAAACGUAGCACAUUUUCAGAUAAAAAUUUCGACUUCUUUCUCAAACAAUUUCCCAUCUUUUCUUGAUUCUAAAUGCUCAUAAAAGCUUCUACACGAACCCUCCGACUAAUUUUCUCAAGGAAAGUUUUUUUUUAGAAUUUUCCAUUUUCAUGUACCUUCUCCCGUUUAAGUCCUUGAAUUACAUCAAACUUUUACUUCAUCGUCAGAUCCACCUUUUAGAUAGAUUAACUUCAUAGAAAAGAUCAAGUAAAUAAAUAUUGGGAGCUCCGAAGGGCGGUCGACAAAGGCUGCAUCUGGAGGCGCCGUCGGAUGACGAAUCGUUGGUGGUUUGGCAACACGGCUGAUAGACGCCGACAGACACACAGACACCACGAUUUACGACGUUUCGUCGCUCCGCUCAGGUCUCCGUUGCAGUUUCCAAGUCGCUGCCGUCUCGUCGGCCUUCAUCAUUUUCUAUUAUUUACUGUAUAUCAAGCGAACGGCUGUACUUUCCAGGCUUCCGCGAGCCUUUCAAAGUUCUCUGGCUACUGAUCAUCCUUUUCGCGUGUCUUCUCCAUUUUUUGAUUUUUUCCCUCGUCGAAAAUGGGAAAAAUUACCACGCACACCUUCCUUUGUGUUUCUCCAGACAUAAAGGGCUCAUUUCGUUUUCUUUCUGCUCAGGUUUGUGUGAGGUCCACCAGGUUUCAUCAGAAACAAGACAGUAGAUAAUGGCAAAUCAAUUCGAAAUGGGGCCUACUAUUGACUUCUUGAUUACAUUUAUUCUUUUAUGGUCCGGAUGAACUGAUGUUUCAUAUACCACGCUGUAAAGUUUUAUUCAGUGAGUUUUUUUCCUAUGUUCAUUCACAAAAAAGUAUAGUAUACAACUUUGAGAACAAUUUGCCUUGAAUCACUGAUAUUUUGGAAAUAGCGAGAUAACAAGCUUCAGAACGUUCUGACUCGUUCUGAGCAACAACAAACAAAUGAAAAAUAAAAAUUAAAAAUUAAAAAGUAAAACAAAACAAGCAAAAAAAGAAUCGAGAGAUUCUCAGUAGUGAAAAAUUCAGACACAGUUCUCGCGUCUGUGUAUCUGCCACGUGCAUAAAUCGUCCCUAUUUAUGUUUUUAUGAAUUUCUCCUCUUUAUCUGAUAGUUUACAAAUGGUCGCUAGAAGCGGAGUUUCUUAGAAACCGCUUGCGAUAUCUAAAAUAGCGACUUUGUGAAGUAAAGACUUUUCAUAACAGACGUAUUUCCUUGUUUGUUUUUUUUUUCUGUCAUACAGGAGGAGAAUCAGCGGAAUGAAUAAGAAAAUAAUGUUAUUUUUGGAUUCGAACCCGAUAAUUAGAAAAGAGUUGAAGUGAUAGGAUCGGGGAGACACGUGUCGACGGCGUCGUGCCGAUAACGACGAUAGCCAUCGUCUUCUGA
Molecule: messenger RNA, 4484 nt
Organism: Caenorhabditis auriculariae
Lineage: Eukaryota; Metazoa; Nematoda; Chromadorea; Rhabditida; Rhabditidae
Source: the annotation of a GenBank genome assembly